UCUUCUUCCUUCCCCCCUCCCUCCAGGUAUUUCACUUUCCUCGCGCUUCUUGCUGCCUUCCGCCGCCGGGGGAGGAAGACGUCUCACUAAAAGUUACUUGAUCUUACGUCUCUUGUGGUACGGAGGACCAUGACAUUGGUUUAGUUGGUGAAUACCGAGUGUAGUCGUGCAGUAAGUGUGGACUUUUACAAAGGGACAUGAUUCUCGACCGCGGUGGGGUCCCAGUUCCCUCGGAGAAGGGAAGGUCAUUGACCUCUGCCCCGCGAGAAGAUUGAGGGGGCCCCUGUUCCCGGAGAAUUUUGGGGAUGAAGCCACCACACAAUCUACGGAGGUUCCCUCAGGGGGCAAAGUUUCUCCUGGGGUGACGAUCUCUCUCGUCACGACAGAAUUUACACGAUGCCCAUGCCCCAAGCUGGGCAUGCCUUGCGAGCUGAAGGGCGACGUGGCGCGGAUAAGGUGGAGAAGGUGGAGGGAACCUGCCAACAUGCCGAUGCCAUUGGCACGCACGCCGUGAGGGUGGCGUUUGCCGCGUUGUGAUUGGGCUUCCCGUUCGGAGAAGCGAAUAAGCAGGCGAGUUGCAACCAGGGGCCGAUUCUGAACACCUGGCCAAUCCCAACACUGGUUCCAAGCGAGGCUAAGAAAGAGUCUUUACAUACGCCAUUUUGGUUUUUUGGCCCGAAGUAGUCAGUCUAAUUGUUGUGAGAAUUUGCAAACGUUUUUUACAAUAUUUCUGGAAAUUUUCGGGCCCGACGACCCUUACAUUUUUGCCUAAAGUUGGUCUUAAGACGAUAAGUGGGGCGAAAGUGGGCGCGGCUGUCCUCCCAGAAAGUUUUGUCUACAUUUGUUUUCCCUUUCGUGGUUGUUUAAGUGGCAAAUUCUUCUUUAACCAGAGAGUAAAUAGCCUCUCUACCCCAACACUGUAGUAAAUCCCAAUCCGUAUAAAUGACACUGUAAAGAGAGUAAAACAAAAAUAAUAAAGUCCAAGUCAUUUUAUGAAGAGGGAUGAAAAGUAUAAAAAAAAUUCUGGUACGACCUUAUCCCACCAAGUUAUCAUGCCGAUGAGGGGGAGGAGGAGCAGUAGGGAGGGAGAAAAAUAAUUUUCUUAAGUCGAGGUGUUCCUUAAUAAAAAAAAUAAGAGGGGAAUAAGUUUUGGAAAAAGUAUAGUUAACUUGUGAAAAAUAUAAGUGUUUUUUUAGUGGUUAUCAUCAUUUUCUUAUUUCCAUUAGAGACCAUGUGAUCAUGGUGCUAAAUGGGAGAUGAAAAACGUUUAUGUUCUUCAUACGUGGAUAAUUUCGACUUCGACCAAGUGUCCUGUAGCAGUUCGUCAGUUAUUUAUACUUGCAAAGUAUUAAAUAAAUCGUCUUCACGGUGGGUGACGACAGGUCAUGUGUUUUAAGUGAGAAAUGGCUGAUCCCAUUGAUGGGCCGCCUAACAAGCGGCCCAGGCUGAAUGAUACGUUAACGUCGCCAAAUGAUAACCCCGGCUCAGACGUGUUCCGGACUGAUUUCGACUUAGAGAAGCAUCUUCCCGAUGAAUUGGAUUUACUUCCGAAUUCAUGGCCAAACUUGGAUACAAACAUUGCUUCAAAUCAAGCACAGGCACCCCAAGCUCCGCAGCAACAAAAUAUUAUGAUGGGGUCGUCGCAGAAUGUACAAAAUCCCCCACAGGCAAAGUUCCCCAUGCAAAAUGGAGAAUCUCAGCCUCAUCCGCCACAACAUCAACUUAUUCGGGGGAUGAUGAUUCCUGGUCCUGGUGGAGCUAAGAAUGUAAUCCUUAAUAAGCAACCAGCUAUGAAUAACAACAUGAUAAUGGGGAAGAUGGUUCCCAACGGUCCAUUAAUGCAACGAGGUAUUAGGGCUCAAACCAAUAAUCUAUCGCCGAACAUGGGCCAACGUCACCAGGCUCCCAACAUGAAUAUGUCCUACAACUUUAGUGGUGGGGGCCAACAGGGAGCAAUACAACGAAUGUUGCAGCCACAGCCGGGAAUGAACCAAGCUCCACCAAUGCAGCCUCCUCCAAGAUAUCCUGUAGACGACUUUAUCCCUAACCCACCCCCAAACGUGGUCGUCUCAUCUGCAAUGCCCCCUGGUCAGCAACCUUCUCAGUUAAGUGGUGGUGGUGGUGUCCCUUCUGGUAUCCCGUCAAUGGCUACAAACACCAUGGUCAACACGACCCCCAGCGCUUCAAUGACUCCAAACACCGUCAAUAAUGGUAUUCCUAUGAUGCAAACUGGGGUCAACGCUCAGAACCAAGUCGUUCCACAACAGCCUAUCAACAAUGUUUUGCAACUACCAGUCAAUAAUAAUCAACAACAAACUCUUCAGCAAUCUCAACCGGCAAAUGCAGAUCCGGAAAAGCGAAAACUCAUCCAACAACAACUUGUCCUGCUCCUGCAUGCACACAAGUGUCAGAGACGGGAAAGUCAGGCUGCAAAUGGUGAAACGAGACCAAAAGAUUGUGCCCUUCCGCAUUGCCGGACCAUGAAGAAUGUGUUGACGCACAUGACUCACUGCCAGGCCGGAAGAGCUUGCACGGUCACUCACUGUUCAUCCUCUCGUCAAAUCAUAUCGCAUUGGAAACAUUGUACGCGAUCCGACUGUCCUGUCUGCCUUCCGCUCAAACAAGCUGACCGCAAUCGAGUCAAUCCAAGUCAGCCUAAUCAAGUACCCCAAGUAUCAGGAGCACCACAACCUCAAAAUAAUCCUGCAGCAACGGCUGCUUCGGCACUCCCAUCCUCAGAAGUGCGCCGGGCUUAUGAUGCACUGGGGAUCCCAUGUCCACCAAUUGGAAGUACUAAUGUUGGUACAGCCCAACCACUUAGACCACCGCUUCGCCCUCAAGUACCCCCACAGCAACAACAACAGCAACAGCAGCAGCAACAACAACAGCAGCAGCAGCAACAACAGCAACAGCAACAACCCCCUCAACCCACCCCCGUGGCACAGUCAGCACCCUCGCCAAGACUUCCAUCUGCUUCGCCUCAACCCCCAAGCGUUGGGGACUCCAGUGCAAACUCUCCAUCGUUGUUUCCCCUCGGGGGUAACCCAAAUGCUGUAUUGGGACUGGACGGACAAGGCGUCCAUCCAGCCACGAGUACUUCUGGUAUCACUGCGGCCCCUGUCCAAGGAACAAAGGAGUGGCACCAGUCCAUUAAUCCGGAUCUCAGGAAUCACCUGGUUCAUAAACUGGUACAAGCAAUAUUUCCAUCUCCCGACCCGGCUGCUAUGCUCGACAGGCGAAUGUGCAAUCUGGUCGCUUACGCUAAGAAGGUUGAGGGUGACAUGUACGAAAUGGCGAGCUCAAGAUCCGAAUACUAUCACUUCUUGGCAGAGAAAAUCUACAAGAUCCAGAAAGAGUUGGAAGAAAAGAGACAAAGGCGCAAAGAACUGCAAGCCGCUCAGGCGAGCCAACCACAGCAGCCAAACGUAAGACCGACCAUCCCACCAGGCGGUCAGGCAAUGUCACGUCCUCCGAACGUCCCUCCACAAUCGGCGGCGAUUCGAAAUUCAAACCCAAAUAAUAUAAACCGAUUGCCCAUGCCUACGCUACCAUCUUCUCUGCCCAUUCCAACGUCUGGAAAUAAUAACACCCUCUCGCAACCGCAACCUUCACCCAAUAGUAAUUUGAUGUCUACCAAUAACGGCCCCUCAUCUACGCCCUUUUCCAUGUUUCCACACCAGCAAAAUCAGUCGCAUGGAGUGUCGCAGCAGCAGCAACAAGGAUCCCUGACGAGUGGUGGUGGUAGUGGUGGAGGUUUCGACAUGCUGAAACAAUCACCCAGCCAGCCUUCAACUCCGCAACAAUCUCAGCGACAAGUCAAUAGUAGCUUAACAAUGAACGGGGACUUUGAUGCGAUGAUGUCUGUGCCACAACCUCCCAGCUCGGUAGCAGAUAGUAGUCAACUUGACAAUGAUGUGAAACCAGACAUUCGAAACCUUCCGAUAUCUUUGAAAGAGGAGAGGUCGGAAGGGAAGCACGAGUCUAACGGAGAGAUUUAUCCGGCUGAGAGGUCUGAGAAUGAUGACUCUUCUUCCAUGUCUGUGGAUCAUCCAAUAGCCGUGAAAAAAGAGAUCAAGGAAGAGACGUGUAGUCCGGUGUCUACGACGAGCACGGCUGAAUCAAUGGACACAUCAAUUGCUAAGGCUGAACCCCCCUCGACCCCUGCAACGUCAACAAAUCCACUCCCAUCACCCGCUCCUGUACCUUCAGUCAAUUCCUCAUCCGAUAAGAAGAAGAAGUGCCUGUUUGAUCAAGUCCAGUUGAAAGAAGCGCUUUUGCCAAGUUUAGAAAAGCUUAAUCGACAAGACCCUGAAUCCUUGCCUUUCAAACAGCCAGUUGACCCUCAGGCUUUGGGUAUUCCUGACUAUUUUGACAUAAUAAAAAAACCAAUGGAUCUCUCAACCAUCAGAAGAAAGCUGGAGAGUGGAAAGUACACUGACCCCUGGGAAUACGUGGACGACGUUUGGCUAAUGUUUGACAAUGCGUGGCUCUACAAUCGUAAAACCUCAAGAGUAUAUCGCUACUGUACAAAAUUAGCUGAAGUCUUUGAGGCUGAAAUCGACCCAGUCAUGCAGAGUUUGGGAUAUUGUUGUGGCCAUAAAUAUACCUUCAAUCCUCAGACCUUGUGCUGUUAUGGGAAGCAAUUGUGUACGAUUCCAAGAGACGCUAAGUACUAUUCGUAUCAAAACAGGUACACCUAUUGCCAGAAGUGUUUCAGUGAGAUUCCAGGCGACACAGUUAAUCUGGGCGAUGAUCCGACAGCGGCGCAAGCUUCUAUCAAGAAGGAGCAGUUUGUUGAGAUGAAGAACGACCAUCUUGAGUUAGAGCCCUUUGUUGAAUGUCAGGAGUGCGGUAGAAAAUUACAUCAAAUAUGCGUCUUGCAUUUGGAUUGUAUAUGGCCGCAAGGGUUUACUUGUGAUAAUUGUCUGAAAGCGAAAAAUACGAAACGUAAAGAUAACAAAUUCACGGCCAAACGAUUACCAACUACCAAAUUAGGAACCUAUAUUGAAACAAGAGUGAACAACUUCUUGAAGAAAAAGGAAGCUGGAGCUGGCGAAGUUUGCAUAAGAGUGGUCUCCUCGUCGGAAAAGAUCGUCGAAGUGAAAGCUGGAAUGAAGGGUCGCUUCGUAGAAAUAGGAGAACUAUGCGAAACGUUUCCCUACAAAGCCAAGGCAUUGUUCGCCUUUGAAGAGAUUGAUGGAACGGACGUGUGCUUCUUUGGAAUGCAUGUACAAGAAUACGGCUCCGAAUGUCCGACGCCCAACACGCGAAGAGUGUACAUUGCUUAUCUCGACUCGAUUCACUUUUUUAGGCCUCGUCAAUUCCGAACUGCGGUGUAUCAUGAAAUAUUACUAGGAUAUUUAGAAUAUGUCAAGCAAUUGGGUUACACAAUGGCUCAUAUUUGGGCAUGUCCUCCAUCCGAAGGCGAUGACUACAUAUUCCAUUGUCACCCUCCAGAACAGAAGAUACCAAAGCCCAAGCGGUUACAAGAAUGGUACAAAAAGAUGUUGGACAAGGGAAUUAUUGAGAGGAUUGUGUUGGACUAUAAAGACAUUUUAAAACAAGCGAUGGAGGAUAACUUGGCCUCAGCAGCUGAACUACCUUACUUUGAGGGAGACUUUUGGCCCAACGUCUUAGAAGAAUCAAUCAAAGAGUUGGACCAAGAGGAAGAAGAAAAACGAAGACAGGCUGAAGCAGCCGAAGCCGCCGCCGCUGCAGCGGCCGCGACGAGUGUCAGCGAGGAAGUUGAAGUUACUGCGGAUGGCAAGAAGAAGGGACAGAAGAAGGCUAAAAAGUCAAACAAAUCAAAAGCCAAUCAGCGUAAGAACAACAAAAAGUCAAAUGCACCUCAGACUGGGAACGAUUUGUCCACCAAAAUCUUUGCAACGAUGGAAAAGCAUAAGGAAGUAUUCUUUGUCAUACGACUUCAUUCAGCUCAGUCUGCGGCUUCUCUUGGGCCAAUUCAAGAUCCGGAUCCAUUUAUCCAGUGUGACUUAAUGGAUGGUCGCGAUGCCUUUUUAACCAUGGCUCGUGAUAAACAUUACGAGUUCUCGUCUUUACGAAGAGCAAAGUAUUCAAGCAUGUCGAUGUUGUACGAGCUUCACAACCAAGGACAAGACCGAUUCGUGUAUACUUGUAACAACUGCAAGAAUCACGUGGAAACGAGGUACGCCGAAAUAUAUCACUGUACCGUCUGUGACGAUUUCGAUCUCUGUGUUGGAUGUUACCAGAAGGCUGGCCAUCCUCACAAAAUGGACAAACUUGGCUUGGACCUCGAUGACGGUUCCAGUUCUUCUCCUGAAAACAAAUCCAAUCCACAAGAAGCCAGAAAGUUGUCCAUUCAGCGAUGUAUCCAGAGUCUUGUUCAUGCUUGUCAAUGUCGAGAUGCCAACUGUCGAUUGCCAUCGUGCCACAAAAUGAAGCGAGUUGUUGCUCAUGCCAAGGUCUGUAAGCGAAAGACCAAUGGAGGUUGUCCAAUCUGCAAGCAGCUCAUCGCACUCUGCUGCCUCCAUGCGAAGCACUGUGUCGAGACCAAGUGCACCGUCCCCUUCUGCGCCAACAUUAAGCACAAGUUGAAACAACAACAAGCUCAUCAGCGACUCCAGCAAAAUCAACUUUUGCGUCGCAGGAUGCAAAUGAUGCAAAUGAUGGGAGGAGGAGGGUCAGCAGCACCUUCCACACCAACCCCUGCUGUAGCCGCACCUCCUCGGCCAGCUCCAACUGUACCUCAGACGAUGGGAAGCCCUAUGACUCCUGGAAUGCAAUCAAUGGGAGGAGGAAAGCCUGCGAGCGGAGCGCCUUUGGCAGCUUUACAAGCGGCCAGACAAGUACAAGAAGAAGUAGCUCGACAGCACGCGCAAGCAAUUGCCCCCACCGGAAUUCCAGUCGUGCCUCCUACUCAGCCCAACCAUCAAACGCCUCCUCAUCAACAGCAACAGCACAUGAUGCCUUCUCCUGGAAACCAGGUUACAAACGUUGGGUUCCGAGGUCCUCAAAGACCGCCCAAUGCGCCAGUCGGUCAACAACCACAAGUUCGGCACCCCGGUCUACCGGGAAUAGACCAAAUGCAAAACCGCUAUCCGGGAAUGUCUCCUGCCCGACCCAUGAACAACUCUAUGCAACCACAACAGGCCAAUAUGAUGAUGCAACAGCAACAACAGCAGCAGCAGCAACAACAACAACAGCAGCAGCAGCAAGGUCCACAGCAAAACUCGCCUCAACCUCCAAACCAAGCUCAACCUCAACAAGGUAUGAGCAUGGCCAAUCAGCAAGUGAGACCAGUUGGACCACAGCAAGGAGGCCCAGUUAAUCAAGGCGGUCAAGGUCAAGUGCUGUUACAUCAACUUCUCCAAACUCUCCGAUCUCCUGCCACGCCAGAGCAACAGCAACAAGUUUUACAAAUACUCAAGUCAAACCCUCAACUAAUGACUGCAUUCAUACGGCAUCGUCAACAACAGCAACAACAGCAACAACAGCAGCAGCAGCAACAACAACAGCAACAGCAGCAGCAGCAACAACAACAGCAGAAUGUGCAGCAAGGCCAAGCAGGUCAACCAAUGAUGUCCCCGGUGAUGAAUCAACAACAGCAACAGCCUCAACAUAAUUUAAUUCAACACCCAGGUGGUAUGGGGACACAAAAUGUUGCAAUGGGUCAUCAACAUGGAAUGCCACAUCCUCAAAUGCAACAACAACAGCAUCCACAAAUGAUGGGUAAUCCACAACAGCAGCAGCAACAACAACAACAACAACAGCAGCCUGCUUGGAUGCGUCAACAACAGCAACAAAUGUUGAUGAGACAACAACAACAGCAGCAACAACAAGGUCCGCCGCAGCAAUCGUUAGGAAACAAUGGUGCUCAGCCCCAAGCUACUCAGCAGUUCCUCUACUCACAACCGAACCAACUUGGAGCUAAUCAGAUCGGUGGGAACCCGAACAUGUCUCAGAUGGCUGGUAAUAUGAAUCCGACGAUGCCGAAUCAAAUGGGGUCUCAACAGACUACUCUUCAGUCACAACUUCAAUCUCAGAUGUCACCAAUGGCACAGAUUGGGAAUCCAAACGUUCAAAUGGGAAACGCAUCUCUGCAAUCGCAACGAUUUGGCGGAAGACCGGCGCCAGUCUCCUCUCCAAUGGGUCCCCCCACCCCGGUUUCUGGGCCUAGCGCAUCGCCUCGAGCAAUGCCCACACCAUCACCCAGACCGCACCCACCUACGUCGCAAUCACCUCAUCCUGUAGGUGGUGGGUCGGGGACGCCGCAAUUGGACAUCCUACAUUCACCGCAGUUGGUACCGGACGACUCUGUUCUCACGCCGCAGGAACAGUUGUCCAAGUACGUGGAUCAGUUGUGACACCCAGAGUGAUGCUAUAGAGUGUUACUGAUCGAAGGCCAAAGACUUCCUUACAGAUAACUUAACAUAAGCAUAUAAUUUAACUACUAGAAAAUUAUUGUGUGUACCUCACUAAGUUUCAGCCCAGUCUCAUCAUCUUGUUGUUGAUGUUUGGGUCUGCUUGUUGCGGAUUUUGUGAUGUUUGAGUGGUUGUGUAGGGAGUUAGCUAAAAGAAAUUAGUCAUAUAGUGUAGUGUAUAAUGAACUCACCACCUGAGCGGUCAGACGAAGAACCCUCGUGUGCGCCUUUGUGAUCUCUGAUGCAGUGGACAAAACUCAGUAUUGUUGAUAAAAAAAGAAGACGACAUAAACCCGUUCAACACACUACUCUACCUAUCUAUACAAACAUACAUCUCGUCCUCCUCCUCCCCCUCUCAUGAUUCAAGAGGAGGAGGAGGCGGAGGGGAGACGACAUUCCAGCCUCCAGACCGCCGUCAGUCGGUCGCCAUCACAGCCAAUACUUUAUAAGCUGGGGGUAGGCUAUACUUUUAAUAUGCACAUUCAUGUAAUAAGCUAACCUAUUCAAACAUGUUGGUACACACAUAUUGCGAUUAUUACAUAGGAUUUUAAAAUUUAGGAAAUCAAUUAUCACACUCGAACUCAUUGAAAAAAACAAAACGGCAAAAACUUUUUACUAUCGAUUAUAUAAGGAAAAAAGGCGUGUACGAACGAAUAUAUAGCAGAUCAUGUGCAAUAUAUAUAAGCAAAUUAAGUAAUAAUAGUAAAUUUUUAAUGAUGAUUAUGGGAUUAUAAUUAAAGUCUGAACUCUUCUACUACUACUACUACGAUGAUGAGAUCAUUAUUAUAUUGUUAUUAUGAUUAUUUUGAUUGUUAUUUUUAUCAAUUAUUAUGCCGUAUGCUACUACUACACAUGGUCUGAGCAUUAUUAUGAAUUAUUACGUUGUUUGUUAGUACCCCUGCCUGUCCUUUUUUAGACGAGUGUUUUAUUUACCACUCUUUGUUAUUUCUCGGACAAGAUGAACUAAUAUGUCCGAAUGAUUCGAAGGUAUUCUCUCUUUUUCUCUCUCUCUUGACACGCCUUCUGAAAUAAAUCAACUAUUAUUAUUACAAUUAUUAUGAAUUAUUAAUUAUAAAUUUUUAGUCAACCUCAUGGUGGUUGCUUGGCUAGUUGGUUGGUUUGUGGUGGUGGUAGGUUUUAUUUUUUAGCCAGUCUCUCAACCAAACUACCCACUUUAAACUUUUUUUAAUGUACAGCUACACCCACCCAUCCAUUAAAUGCUACAGAACCCCAACCGUUUACUUACCUAACCUACCUAUAAUGUCCUUCUCAACGAUGCCGUCGUGGCGUAGUUAGUACACAAGAUGAUGUUAUUCUAUUAUAGCCUCUGAUUAAUUUUUCAUUGUUAUUUAUCUUGUAAAAUUAGUGCGAGUAUGAUGCGUAGUUGUUAUUCUUACCAUGUAAUUAAGUCAGUUUCUCCUCCUCGUUCCUCGGUGCAGAGAGACUUGACUUGUCCUGAGACUUCCGUUAUAUGAUUAAUUAUGCUAUGCCCUCAACAAAACAACAUGCCGACCCAGCGAGCAAAGCAAGCAAACACUAGUGAAAUGAAUUAUUAUUAUGACUAUACAACUAGUAUAUUAUUAUGAUUAUUAUUUUGUUAAUUAUUGAAUAAUUAAUUACUUACUUGUUAUAUUUAUGGGUCUUGUAUGUAAAAAAAUGCUGCGUCGUUACCUCCACGGAUCACAAGUGUGCAGGCUCGUCGCAGAGUAUUUAUUCAAUAAUAACGAGUUUGUUCUCAUCAAUUACAUAUUAUUAGUAUACUCCUUAUUAUUAUUACGACACCAAACUACAGACUAAAUAACUACUAACUAACUAACUAACUACUCCUGCACACUACCACCACUACAUAAUUACUACUGUAUAGCCAUAAUACAGUCGUUUUAUAAUCAUAAUAUCAUUUGUGCAUUAUAAUGUCCUGAAAAGUAUUUAUUUUACCAAGAUAAGAUAUUAAAUGAUGUGGAAUUGCA
Messenger RNA from Folsomia candida, 10369 nucleotides. It is a transcript of the gene nej, whose product is annotated as histone acetyltransferase p300. The record is from RefSeq and is a predicted model, not a curated record. Gene Ontology annotation, cellular component: transcription regulator complex; histone acetyltransferase complex. NCBI's taxonomy places the organism in Eukaryota, Metazoa, Arthropoda, Collembola, Entomobryomorpha, Isotomidae. Gene Ontology annotation, biological process: positive regulation of transcription by RNA polymerase II. Gene Ontology annotation, molecular function: protein binding; zinc ion binding; transcription coactivator activity. The transcript has 24 exons. The coding region runs from base 1404 to 8345 and encodes 2313 amino acids.